AUGGCUUCAAGCUUCACCGUGAACUGUCUUACACCCGCCGAGGUGGUUGAGACUGUCACUGUCGCAGGUGCAAUCAAGGGCAACAUGCGCCUAGACAAGGUCUUCUUCAGUGGUGUCUCUGCUGGAUGCUUGCUUGCAUUUGCUUGUGCUACUGCGCUCAGCACCAACACUGCCCCCUGGUGGCAGGAGAAUGCGCCUGGUCUGAUUCGCACCAUUUCUGCCUUGGUCUUUCCUUACGGGUUGUGCAUGAUUAUCUUGACUGGUGCUGAUCUCUGUACUGGAUCUUUCAUGUUUACCACCAUGGCAGCCCUUCAGCGUCGUCUCCCCUGGUACAAAAUGCUGAUUCACUGGUUCGUCACCUUCUUCGGCAACUUGUGCGGCUCCCUAUUCAUGGUCGCCAUCAUCCUCGGAUAUGGCGAAGUCUUCAGCGCCGACCCCUACAAGAGCGAAGUAAUCACUUUCGCGACCAAGAAACAAGUCACACCGGAAUGGCAAACCGUGUUCUUGCGCGGUAUCGGCUGUAAUUGGCUCGUCUGUCUUGCCUGCUUCUUCGGCAUGCAGGGUCGCGAUCUCGCCAGUAAGGUUAUCGGAAUCUGGUGGCCCGUCUUUGCCUUCGUGUCCUUGGGCUUCGAUCACGUUGUCGCCAAUAUGACUUUCAUUCCUAUGGCUAUCUGGUUGGAUGCACCUGGAAUCUCGGUUGGUCUGUACAUUUGGAAGGGUAUCAUCCCUGCUUUUAUUGGUAACGUCCUUGGUGGAGGAUUAUUCUGCGGUAUGUACUACUGGUACAUGUAUGCCCUCGAGGACGACUUCUCUCUCGCGUUGCAGACUAUCAAAGGCCGACGACAGAACGUCAACUCCGACAUCGAGGCCAACGCUGCUGCUGCUGCUGGAGCUGGUAUCAAGGAAGGCCCUCACUCUGACUAA
This is a messenger RNA of Talaromyces amestolkiae, 924 nucleotides long. RefSeq lists its product as uncharacterized. The record is from RefSeq and is a predicted model, not a curated record. Gene Ontology annotation, cellular component: membrane. Bases 1 to 924 code for a protein of 307 amino acids. The transcript is spliced from 3 exons. Gene Ontology annotation, biological process: nitrite transport; transmembrane transport. Gene Ontology annotation, molecular function: high-affinity secondary active nitrite transmembrane transporter activity. NCBI's taxonomy places the organism in Eukaryota, Fungi, Ascomycota, Eurotiomycetes, Eurotiales, Trichocomaceae.